AUGGCAGCGCCCGCGCCCAUCCAGGACCGGACGACGGAGUUCCGCUCGAUCCUGAGCCAGGCGCAGAAGAGACUCGCCUCGUCUAAGGCCAGCGGACGGCAGAGCCUCCAGGCCAACUCGACGGCCAGGACGACCUCUGCAGACGUGCCGGCAGCGGGUGGUCGGCCGGCGCGCUCUGAGUUUGCCAGACGGGCGGCAGAGAUCGGGCGUGGGAUAGCGUCGACGACGGGGAAGCUCCAGCGGCUGGCCCAGUUGGCCAAGCGGAAAUCGCUGUUCGACGACAGACCGGUCGAGAUAUCUGAGUUGACGUAUGUGAUCAAGCAGGACCUCUCCUCGCUGAACUCCCAGAUCGCCUCCCUACAAUCCCUUACGCUGGCCCAGCACCCGAAGUCAUCACGGAGCAAGACAGACCACGAGGGAGAACACAAUGACAAUGUCGUUGUGCUGCUGCAAGGGAGACUGGCGGAUGUGGGAGCCAACUUCAAAGACGUGCUGGAAGUGCGGACGAAGAACAUCCAGGCCUCCCGGUCACGGACAGAGAACUUUGUCUCCACUAUUUCAUCGAGAUCGCACGCCCUCGACCCCCAGCGCUCCGACUCCCCGCUGUAUAACAGCGGUAGUAACAGCAACCUCAACAACGCCAAAAGCGGCGGCGGCCUGUCUCGCAGCCGGAGCCCGCAGCCAGGCUACCGCCCGGGCUCGGCGGACGUGCUCACCCUGGACCCGUCGUCGUCGAACGGGACGGCCGCGUCGUCCGGGCUGGGGCCAAUGCACUCCGACCAGCAGCUGCUGAUGAUGGAGGAAGCCCAGCCUUCCAACACCUACAUCCACGCGCGCGGCGAGGCCAUCGAGGCCAUCGAGCGCACCAUCAACGAGCUGGGUGGCAUCUUCGGCCAGCUGGCGACCAUGGUCAGUGAGCAGUCCGAGAUGAUCCAGCGCAUCGACGCCAACACCGAAGACGUCGUCGACAACGUCCAGGGCGCCCAGCGCGAGCUGAUGAAGUACUGGUCGCGUGUCUCGGGCAACCGCUGGCUGAUUGCCAAAAUGUUCGGCGUCCUCAUGAUGAUGCUAACUGCAACAGAUAUUCUUCCUUCUCUGGGUCCUUAUCUCUGGGUAACCGAGCUGGCGCUUGUUCCCUCAUGUAUAUUACCUUCUAGCCACCGUCUUAAUCAUGUCUUCUGCAUCUUCGCCCACUUUUCUUCCACCUCGUCGUCCCUUUUUAGUCCCUUUUUAGUCCCUUUUUGGCCCGUAAAGCGUCUCAUCUACGUCUUAGUAAGCGAGCAUGUUUCAACCUCAUCCCUCAGUAUAACGGGGCUCUCCCUAGCACUCCCGCUGCUGACUCAGCCACCCCUCUCCCCCCACCCCGAUAAAAAGUGCUCCUCCAACGUCUCGCCGUCUUUUUUCUCUCUCGCCGCAACUUCGUCUUCAACCUUUGAAUAA
Trichophyton benhamiae CBS 112371 is the source of this 1440-nucleotide messenger RNA. RefSeq lists its product as uncharacterized. Gene Ontology annotation, cellular component: endomembrane system; Golgi membrane; SNARE complex. Gene Ontology annotation, molecular function: SNARE binding; SNAP receptor activity. The transcript is spliced from 4 exons. Gene Ontology annotation, biological process: endoplasmic reticulum to Golgi vesicle-mediated transport; intracellular protein transport; vesicle fusion. Lineage: Eukaryota; Fungi; Ascomycota; Eurotiomycetes; Onygenales; Arthrodermataceae. Bases 1 to 1440 code for a protein of 479 amino acids. The record is from RefSeq and is a predicted model, not a curated record.